AGGAAAUGGCUCAAAGGCUUCAGCUCUUUCUGUGCCCUGGGAGCUGAGAUGCGCGUCAGUGGCCUUGCCAGCCGGGCCAAUUCUCUGCAGACUGCCAGAAAAAAGAGGCCAGGAGGAAAGACGAAAGAGAAGAGAUUGCCCGGGUCUGUGGCGUGUGGUCCAGUCUCUUGCUGAACACAUUGAGAGGAACUGGGUGUCUUUGAUCUCCACCUCCAGAUCCGAGUCAAGGAAUACUUUUAUAAUGGACACUUCAUCCAAAGAAAAUAUCCAGUUAUUCUGCAAAAAUUCAGUGCAACCUGUUGGAAGGUCUUCCUUAAAAGCAGAAUAUCCCUCCUCAGAGGAAAAACAACCCUGCUGUGGUGAACUAAAGCUGUUCCUGGGUGCCUUGUCUUUCGUUUAUUUUGCCAAAGCAUUGGCAGAAGGCUAUCUGAAGAGCACCAUCACUCAGAUAGAGAGAAGGUUUGAUAUCCCUUCUUCACUGGUGGGAGUUAUUGAUGGUAGUUUUGAAAUUGGGAAUCUCUUAGUUAUAACAUUUGUUAGCUACUUUGGAGCCAAACUUCACAGGCCAAAAAUAAUUGGAGCAGGAUGCCUAAUCAUGGGAGUUGGAACAUUGCUCAUUGCAAUGCCUCAGUUCUUCAUGGAGCAGUACAGAUAUGAGAGGUAUUCUCCUUUCUCCAAUUCUACUCUCAGCAUCUCUCCGUGUCUCCUAGAGUCAAGCAGUCAGUUACCAAUCUCGGUCCUGGAAAAAUCACAAUCCAAAAUAAGCAAUGGGUGUGUGCAGACGGUUGCAAUUAUAGGACCAAUCUUUGGCUUCCUGUUAGGCUCAUUAUGUGCCAAACUGUAUGUUGACAUUGGCUUUGUAAACCUAGAUCGCAUAACCAUUACCCCAAAGGAUCCCCAAUGGGUAGGGGCCUGGUGGCUUGGUUAUCUAAUAGCAGGAAUUAUAAGUCUUCUUGCAGCUGUGCCUUUCUGGUGUUUACCAAAGAGUCUACCAAGACCCCAAAGUGGAGAAGAUUCUAAUUCCUCCACUGAGAAAUCCAAGUUUAUUAUAGAUGAUCAUACAGACUACAAAACACCCCAUGGAGAAAAGGCAAAAAUAAUGGAAAUGGCAAGAGAUUUUCUUCCAUCACUGAAGAAUCUUUUUGGAAAUCCAGUGUACUUCCUCUAUUUGUGCACAAGCACUGUUCAAUUCAAUUCUUUAUUUGGCAUGGUGACGUAUAAACCAAAGUACAUUGAGCAACAGUAUGGGCAGUCAUCUUCCAAGGCCAACUUUGUUAUCGGGCUCAUCAACAUACCUGCAGUGGCCCUUGGAAUAUUCUCUGGGGGGAUAGUCAUGAAAAAGUUCAGAAUCAGUGUAUGUGGUGCAGCAAAACUCUACUUGGGAUCGUCUGUCUUUGGUUACCUCCUAUUCCUUUCCCUGUUUGCACUGGGCUGUGAAAAUUCUGAUGUGGCAGGACUAACUGUCUCCUAUCAAGGAACCAAACCUGUCUCUUCUCAUGAACGAGCUCUCUUUUCAGAUUGCAACUCAAGGUGCAAAUGUUCAGAGACAAAAUGGGAACCUAUGUGCGGUGAAAAUGGAAUCACAUAUGCAUCAGCUUGUCUUGCUGGUUGUCAAACCUCCAACAGAAGUGGAAAAAAUAUUAUAUUUUAUAACUGCACCUGUGUGGGAAUUGCAGCCUCUAAAUCAGGAAAUUCCUCAGGCAUAGUGGGCAGAUGUCAAAAAGAUAAUGAAUGUCCCAAAAUGUUUCUCUAUUUCCUUGUAAUUUCAGUCAUCACAUCCUAUACGUUAUCCCUAGGUGGCAUACCUGGAUAUAUAUUACUUCUGAGGUGCAUUAAGCCACAACUUAAAUCUUUUGCCCUGGGUAUCUACACCUUAGCCAUAAGAGUUCUUGCAGGAAUCCCAGCUCCGGUAUAUUUUGGAGUUUUGAUUGACACUUCAUGCCUCAAAUGGGGAUUUAAAAGAUGUGGAAGUAGAGGAUCCUGCAGAUUAUAUGAUUCGAACGCUUUCAGACACAUAUAUCUGGGACUGACUGUGAUAUUGGGCACAGUGUCCAUUUUCCUAAGCAUUGCAGUACUUUUCAUUUUAAAGAAAAAUUAUGUUUCAAAACAUAGAAGCUUCAUAACCAAGAGAGACAGAACAAUGGUGUCUGCAAGAUUCCUGAAGGAAAAUUGUACUACAAGUGACCAUUUGCUACAACCCAACUACUGGCCAGGCAAGGAAACGCGACUUUAGAAAAAUAAUGACUUGAAGCCAGGUUUUCUAAUUGGUGGACAUUUUGCAAACAAAUAAAUUUUAAUCAAAAGCAUUCUAAAUGUGUAAUUUCUUUCUCCUGUCAAAAAAUGUCUACUUUGUUUUUGACCCUAGGCAUUAGAUAAUAUGCUCAAUAACAAAUAUAAUUAAACAUCUAACAGAAGAUGCAGAUGAUAAAACUAAUUUAAAUCUUUUAAUUUAUAUACAAUUUCUUACAUUAUUUACUUAUCCUGCUUAUUUUGCCUCAUGCCCAUUGAUAUGUAUUACCUGUA
Lemur catta (Ring-tailed lemur) is the source of this 2523-nucleotide messenger RNA. It is a transcript of the gene SLCO1C1, whose product is annotated as solute carrier organic anion transporter family member 1C1. Lineage: Eukaryota; Metazoa; Chordata; Mammalia; Primates; Lemuridae. Bases 242 to 2233 code for a protein of 663 amino acids. Gene Ontology annotation, biological process: sodium-independent organic anion transport; transmembrane transport; bile acid and bile salt transport. Gene Ontology annotation, molecular function: protein binding; bile acid transmembrane transporter activity. The record is from RefSeq and is a predicted model, not a curated record. Gene Ontology annotation, cellular component: membrane. The transcript is spliced from 15 exons.